AGUCAACACAAACCAGGUGAAGGUCUCAUCUAGACUCAUCCUCUGCCAACAUGAAAUUCUUGUCAGUGAUGAUGGUUAUGGUAGUGGCCCUGACUGCCCUGCUGAGGUCAGCCAAAGCCAUGCCUGACCCCUACGCCCUAGCUGACCCUGACCCCAGUGCUGACCCACAGUUUGGCUUUGGUGGUUUUCGUCGCGGUUUUGGUGGCUUCGGUCGCGGUUUUGGUGGCUUCGGUCGCGGUUUUGGUGGCUUCGGUCGCGGCUUCGGUCGCGGCUUUGGUGGCUUCGGGAGACGCGGAUUUGGAUAUUUUGGUUAAUGCUGCAUUGUGACCUUCAAACAUUCGCAGUUGAAAGACCCCUCUGGAAGACGGUCACCCACACAUAAACUACCGCCAAACUUACAACCCAAGAAGCUAAAACGUAAAAACACUGCGACUUCGAGACUCGUGACUUCACAUCUGACGAAUUCAAGAUUUUACGCACCAGAGGAACUCUCAGUUACAAGAAUCACUAAGGCAGCGGAUUCAUGAUAACCUUCCAAUGCCUCCAACUUGGAGUAACUUCUGCCCUCAAAAGCUCCAGCAAUGCCUCGUAGGGUCCUGCAUAAGUGUCAAGUGUUGCUGACCCACCAACACUUGACAUUUACAUUCCAACAUUCUUCUUAAUUACACCUAUUUUUCACUUCACUUUUAGAUUUUAUAUAUAUAUAUAU
Cherax quadricarinatus is the source of this 709-nucleotide messenger RNA. Its product is annotated as neuropeptide-like protein 30. Lineage: Eukaryota; Metazoa; Arthropoda; Malacostraca; Decapoda; Parastacidae. The record is from RefSeq and is a predicted model, not a curated record.